Messenger RNA from Cetraspora pellucida, 1050 nucleotides. The record is from the annotation of a GenBank genome assembly. Lineage: Eukaryota; Fungi; Glomeromycota; Glomeromycetes; Diversisporales; Gigasporaceae.
UUGAUCGUUUGCUAUCCGUUGACAUGUUUGAACCUGAUAACACGAUAAAUAUUUACGAAUCUGGUAAUACAGAGAAUUUUUUUGAUAUCGAAUCUGGUAAUGCAGAUAAUUACUCUAAUGCAUUCGACCUUGGUGCUCUGGAGAAUUUUUUUAAUACUGAAUUUAGUAACACAGAUAAUUGUUCUAAUGCACCCGACCUUGGUUCUCUGGUUAAUUGUUCUAACGCGCUUGGCUAUGAUAAUCUGGAGACUUUUUUUGAUGACAAAUCUGGUAACACGAAUAAAUAUACAUUUAACUCUGAUGAUUCAGGAAAUUUUUUUAAUUCUGAUAAUCUGGAGGCUUACCUUAAUGCAUUUGGGCCCGGUGACAUAGAGGCUUUUUUAAAUACAUUUGAUCCAAGUAGCCCGUUUGAUAAAUGGGUUGAUAAUCAUGGAACAGAAUGUGGGUUUGCUUUUACGAUUACCCAUAGUGAAAAAGAUAAAGAGGAUGGGAUCCCCCGGUGCCGUACCUAUAAAUGUAUGAAGGGUCGAUUAUAUAUAUCUAAAAAAGAAGCACAUGUCAUUAAUGAUCGUGAUAGUGGCCAUCAUACUACUGGUUGUACAUUUCAUGUUAAUGCGUAUCGACGCAAGAAAGACAAUUUGAUCUAUGUAUCAAAAAUUGAUGGUCAGCAUAAUCAUGCGCUUGUUGAUAAUAUAAAUAUGGUUGCACCACAUUAUCGGAAGUUCACUUCAGAGAUGAGCGAUGAAGUAAAAUUUCUUGCAAGUUGUGAAUCAAUUCGGUAUAAAAAAGAAGAAAUAAGUGAUGCUGGUUCGUUGUACCUUAAGCUUAUUAAAAAACAGCAGGCUGAUCCCACUUUUCAUAUUGAUGCUCAAUUUGAAGAUUCUACAGCAAAAACCAAUCGCCACUCAAUGAUAUUGUGUAUCAUGAUACUAGUAGAUAAUCAUAACCGUUCUCGUCUUACAGCAGCUGCUAUAGUCUCUGAUGAAACAAAAGAAACUUAUGAAUGGUUAUUCAAAAGUAUUCUCAAGGUGACUAAUAAUUUGGCUUCAC